CCCUUAUAAAAGUGACUAAUUUACGUACAAACCCCCGCCUUAUUUAUCUUUGGUCCUUAUAUUAUUAUCACACCAAAAUAUUUUAGCGCCCCAAUUUCGCUUGAUGAGCAUUCAUGCGAUCCCAUUCGCCCAUUGUUGUUGGGUUCUUCUCUCUCCUCUCCCGCAGGAUGUCUUCUUCUCUGUUCCAACCCCCCAUCCAAACAUCUCCUACCAUUUGGCGAACCAUGCUUAUUAAUCUCUUGCAAAUGGCCACUGAGUCCCAGAAUUUAACUUCGGGAAAAGUUGUUCAUGCCCAGGUCAUCAGAACCUUGGAAUUUGAUAUUAUACAUGCCAAUUAUCUUAUAAACCUGUAUGUAAAAUGUGGCCGCCUUGAUAUCGCUCGUCACGUGUUUGAUGUAAUGCCGGAAAGAAAUGUUGUGUCCGGUAAUGCGCUAAUGGUGGGCUACUUCCAUAGUGGGUACCCUUUCAAGGCCGUUGAGUUGUUCAAGUCAAUUGAUUUUGGUGAGCUAGCGGAUGGCCCGAAUGAAUACAUCUUUACGACAGCUUUGUCGGCUUGUGCUAAUAUAGGGGCUCAUGAGGAGGGUCGGCAAUGUCAUGCUUAUGUAUUGAAGUCCGGAUUGGUCUUGUAUGCUCAUGUUCGCAAUUCGCUUCUCCAUAUGUAUUCCAAAUGUUCUGGGAUGGAAGAUGCAUUAGGUGUGUUCAAGGCCCUGCCUAGUUUCGAUGUGUUCGCUUUUAAUUCUAUGAUUAACGGGUUUUUGGAUCACGGGCAGUUGACCCAAGCUGUGGCCUUGUUGAGUUGUAUGGUUAAAGAAAUUGUUCGUUGGGAUCAUGUCUCGUUCAUUGCGGUCCUCGGCCUUUGUGCGGGUUUGAAAGAUUCAACUUUGGGCCGGCAGGUCCAUUGUCAAAUCUUAAAAAGAAGAAUGGAGUUUAGUGUCUUUGUUGGUAGCGCGAUCAUAGACAUGUAUGGAAAAUGUGGCGAUGCCCAAAAUGCUCAGAUUGUUUUCGAGAUGCUUCAGAACAAGAAUGUAGUUUCUUGGACAGCUGUCAUGGCCGCGUGUGCACAAAACGAGUGCUUCGAAGAUGCGCUGAAGUUAUUUUUAAAGAUGGAAAUAGAUGGCAUUAGUCCGAACGAGUUCACUUAUGCAGUUGCUCUCAAUUCCUGCGCCGGUUUGUCAGCUUUGAGAAACGGCGACGCCCUGAAUGCUCACAUAGAAAAAUCAGGGUAUAAAUCUUCCCCGUCCAUUGAUAAUGCUUUGAUUAACAUGUAUUCAAAGAGUGGCAGUAUUGAAGAUGCGAUGAGAGUAUUUACGACAAUGUCUCAUCAUGACAUAAUCUCUUGGAAUUCGAUUAUAACUGCAUACUCCCAUCAUGGGCUUGCGAGAGAAGCUCUCGAAGCUUUUAAUAAUAUGCUGGCUGCAGCUGAGGUUCCAACUUAUGUAACCUUCAUUGGGGUGCUUUCAGCUUGUGGGCAUUUGGGUUUGGUCGACGAAGCAUUUUACUACUUAAAUCAUUCUAUGCAGGAGCUAGGAAUAAAGCCUGGGAUAGAACAUUAUACUUGCAUCGUCGGUCUCUUGUGUCGAGCUGGGCUAUUAAAUGAGGCUGAUUGGUUUAUGAGAUCUACAGGCACAGAUUGGGAUAUUGUUGCAUGGCGAACUCUUCUAAGUGCUUGCCAAGUGCAUAAAAAUUAUGGUCUAGGCCACCGAGUUGCUAACCAUAUUAUUGAAUUAAAUCCCAGUGAUGUGGGAACUUAUAUUUUGCUAUCUAACUUGUAUGCUAAAGAGAAUCGAUGGGAUGGAGUAGUGAAAAUUAGGAAGAUAAUGAGAGAAAGAUACAUUAAGAAGGAACCUGGUGUUAGUUGGAUACAAGUAGGAAGUGUAGUCCAUGUUUUUACUUCAGAAGAUAAGAAGCAUCCAUGGAUGACGCAGAUCAAUGAGAAAUUAGCAGAAUUAAUAGGCCAGAUAAAGCUUAUUGGAUAUGUUCCCAAUAUUGAUUCAGUUUUGCACGACGUCGAGGAUGAACAGAAGGAAGAGUACCUCAGAUAUCAUAGCGAGAAAUUGGCUAUUGCUUUCGGGCUUAUUCGGACUCCUCAAGGAGCUCCAAUUCAUGUCAUGAAGAAUCUGAGGAUUUGUGAUGAUUGUCAUGUUGCUAUCAAGCUCAUUUCAAUCGUGACCAAGAGGAGAAUGGUUCUGAGAGACGCCAGUCGGUUUCAUCGAUUUGAGGGUGGAGUAUGUUCUUGUGAUGAUUACUGGUGAAAUGAGAAGAAUAGCCUUGACUGCUGUAAAGAAACUUCUGAUUGAGCUCAGUUUGCUGAUAAUAUGUUAAUCAUAGAGAGAAUUUUCUUGUUAGUCCAUUUCAAUCUCCAUGGGUGACGACGGAGUCCCGUCACGCCUACCGGCUUUUCAUCCCAUUCUGCAUGAAGGUUGGCGAAGGCCAAACCGAAGCCGCUUUCUGGGCCUUGUCUUCAACCGGGCUCUUCUGGCAGAUGUCUGGACCGCGCGUUUUGCUGAAUUCUUGGGCAGAGUGGUUUCACUUUGAGUGUAACGUCUGUGUGGAGGGAAUUUACUCUUGGCACGCUGCAGGUGAGGUUUUGUGGCUUGAUCCCAAAGAAGCGCGUGGCGGCACCAUGGAUAAUUGGCCAAUGGGAUGGCAAGUUGAGCUUCAUGAGCUUAAUUGAUUGGCGGCGGACCCAUCUGUGGUUAUGGAACCAAUCCCAAUCCUCUUGGUCCUUCAGGAUUUUGCUUACCAUCGAGGACAUCGCACGCGGAAAUCCUGACUUCUUCGCUUCCAUGGGCCUCCGGAUGAAUCUAAGAAAUCGAAAUGCCGAAUCAUUGGAUGUCAUUCUCGGCAGGACUCGUGCGUCGAUAUUUGCACUUGGGGCUGGUUUUAUCUUGCUGCAAGUAAAUUUUCACAUGCUCUGCUAUGAUGCAACAACUGGAAAGGCGUGGAAAUUAAAGCGACGACUUUGGGGCUACAAAUGUAGUACAAGACCAUUUGCUUACGUGAAUAGCCUUCUUAAACUGAAAGUCCCGUUGUUGAGUGGUAGCUGGUUGCGUUUUUGAGUUAUUUAUCAUAGGCACUUUCUUUUUUCGUUUCUUCUAAUUGAUAACAACGGCUGUGUAUCCUUUUGCAAUGCAAGUGAUUGGU
Molecule: messenger RNA, 3144 nt
Organism: Ananas comosus (pineapple)
Lineage: Eukaryota; Viridiplantae; Streptophyta; Magnoliopsida; Poales; Bromeliaceae
Product: pentatricopeptide repeat-containing protein At5g39680-like
Exons: 2
Coding region: 114-2252 (712 amino acids)
Biological process (GO): RNA modification
Molecular function (GO): protein binding; zinc ion binding; RNA binding
Source: RefSeq, a predicted model, not a curated record